This is a messenger RNA of Drosophila hydei, 890 nucleotides long. RefSeq names its product GTP-binding nuclear protein Ran-like. Bases 160 to 804 code for a protein of 214 amino acids. Gene Ontology annotation, molecular function: GTP binding; GTPase activity. Gene Ontology annotation, cellular component: nucleus; cytoplasm. The transcript has 2 exons. The record is from RefSeq and is a predicted model, not a curated record. NCBI's taxonomy places the organism in Eukaryota, Metazoa, Arthropoda, Insecta, Diptera, Drosophilidae. Gene Ontology annotation, biological process: protein import into nucleus; ribosomal subunit export from nucleus.
AUUUAGAUCAGUUAACAUUGGUCGAACCUGUCAAUAGGGUUGCAAGCAAACAUUUUAUAAAAUUUUUGAUAAACUGUUUUUUUAUAAAUUUUGUAAUUUUACAAGUUUUCCUUGGGUUUCUUUUGUACAUUAAUUAGCUCGCACCACUUUUCUCAAGAAAUGGCUCAAGGUGAUAGGAUACCAACAUUCAAGUUGGUGCUUGUGGGCGAUGGAGGCACCGGAAAAUCAACAUUCGUAAAACGCCAUUUGACCGGAGAGUUUGAGAAGCGAUACCUGACCACAAUGGGUGUAGAAGUACAUCCAUUGAAGUUUCAUACGAGUCGCGGACCGAUGUGCUUUAAUGUGUGGGAUACAGCUGGACAGGAGAAAUUUGGUGGACUGCGCGAAGGCUACUAUAUUCAGGCCCAAUGCGCCCUCAUCUUUUUCGAUGUAACCUCGCGCACCACCUACAAAAAUGUGCCCAACUGGCAUCGAGACUUGAUUCGCAUCUGUGGGCAGAUACCAAUUGUUCUGUGUGGCAACAAGAUCGACAUAAAGGAAUGCAAGGUUAAGCCCAAAAAUAUCGAUUUUCGUAGCAAAAGUAAUAUGCAGUAUUUCCCAAUAUCUGCCAAAUCGAAUCUGAAUUUUGAGAAACCCUUCCGCUGGCUGGCACGCGUUCUAGUUGGUGAUCCGCAUCUAGAGCUCAUCGAGAUGCCGGCCCUCCAGCCACCAGAUGUUCACAUAUCCAAGAGCUGCCAGCUUCAAAUGGAGUUGGAGCUGGAACAGGCUAGUAAUUUGCCUUACGAAGACGAUGAUGACUUAUAAAGCCAGAGCGAAUAAAUUCUGUGUUGUUAACAAAUUAUGUUUUCUGUAUCGAAAAUUCGAGUAAACAUCUUAAGGCAGUAUCCGAA